CGACUGGUGGCCUUAGUGCCCAUGCCCAGUGACCCUCCAUUCAAUACCCGAAGAGCCUACACCAGUGAGGAUGAAGCCUGGAAGUCAUAUUUGGAGAAUCCCCUGACGGCAGCCACCAAGGCGAUGAUGAGUAUUAAUGGUGACGAGGACAGUGCUGCUGCUCUUGGUCUGCUGUAUGACUACUACAAGGUUCCUCGAGACAAGAGGCUGCUGUCUGUAAGUAAAGCAAGUGACAAUCAAGAAGACCAGGAUAAAAGAGACAGUUACACAAGAUUGGUGAUGCUGAAUCGAUUAUUUCCUGGUGAUAUGAAAUUUCGGAGUGCUUCAGUUGGGACUGAGGAGUACAUGUAUGACCAAACUUCAAGUGGCACAUUUCAGUACACCCUGGAAGCCACCAAAUCUCUCCGUCAGAAGCAGGGGGAGGGCCCCAUGACCUACCUCAACAAAGGACAAUUCUAUGCCAUAACACUCAGCGAGACUGGAGACAACAAAUGCUUCAGACACCCAAUCAGCAAAGUCAGGAGUGUGGUGAUGGUGGUCUUCAGUGAAGACAAAAACCGAGAUGAACAGCUGAAAUACUGGAAGUACUGGCACUCUCGGCAGCACACGGCCAAGCAGAGGGUCCUCGACAUUGCUGAUUACAAGGAAAGCUUUAAUACGAUUGGGAACAUUGAAGAGAUUGCAUAUAAUGCUGUUUCCUUCACCUGGGAUGUGAACGAAGAGGCAAAGAUUUUCAUCACUGUGAAUUGCCUGAGUACAGAUUUCUCCUCCCAGAAAGGAGUGAAAGGACUUCCUUUGAUGAUUCAGAUUGAUACAUACAGUUAUAAUAAUCGUAGCAAUAAACCCAUUCAUAGAGCUUAUUGCCAGAUCAAGGUCUUCUGUGACAAAGGAGCAGAAAGAAAAAUUCGAGAUGAAGAGAGGAAGCAGAACAGGAAGAAAGGGAAAGGCCAGGCCCCCCAGACCCAGUGCAACAACUCCUCUGACGGGAAAUUGGCCGCAAUACCUUUGCAGAAGAAGAGCGACAUCACCUACUUCAAAACGAUGCCUGAUCUGCACUCACAGCCGGUUCUCUUCAUUCCUGAUGUUCACUUUGCAAACCUGCAGCGAACAGGACAGGUAUAUUACAACACGGAUGAUGAACGAGAAGGCAGCAGUGUCCUUGUCAAACGGAUGUUCAGGCCAAUGGAAGAGGAGUUUGGUCCAGCACCUUCUAAACAGAUGAAAGAAGAAGGGAUGAAGCGAGUGCUUCUGUAUGUGAGGAAAGAGACCGACGAUGUGUUCGACGCUUUGAUGUUGAAAUCUCCCACGGUGAAGGGCCUGAUGGAAGCGAUAUCUGAGAAAUAUGGGCUGCCAGUGGAGAAGAUUGCAAAACUUUACAAGAAAAGCAAAAAAGGCAUCUUGGUGAACAUGGACGACAACAUCAUCGAGCAUUACUCGAAUGAGGACACUUUCAUCCUCAACAUGGAGAGCAUGGUGGAAGGCUUCAAGAUCACGCUCAUGGAAAUCUGA
Molecule: messenger RNA, 1509 nt
Organism: Trichechus manatus latirostris (Florida manatee)
Lineage: Eukaryota; Metazoa; Chordata; Mammalia; Sirenia; Trichechidae
Gene: GRHL2
Product: grainyhead like transcription factor 2
Exons: 15
Coding region: 22-1509 (495 amino acids)
Biological process (GO): neural tube development; regulation of transcription by RNA polymerase II; brain development
Cellular component (GO): nucleus
Molecular function (GO): RNA polymerase II cis-regulatory region sequence-specific DNA binding; DNA-binding transcription activator activity, RNA polymerase II-specific
Source: RefSeq, a predicted model, not a curated record